This is a messenger RNA of Caenorhabditis elegans, 1935 nucleotides long. RefSeq names its product Protein kinase domain-containing protein (gene F46H5.2). Gene Ontology annotation, molecular function: protein serine/threonine phosphatase inhibitor activity. The record is from RefSeq and is marked reviewed. The transcript has 5 exons. Lineage: Eukaryota; Metazoa; Nematoda; Chromadorea; Rhabditida; Rhabditidae. Bases 14 to 1138 code for a protein of 374 amino acids.
AGCGGUCCAAGCCAUGGAUCAAUGCGAAGCAAGUGCUUCAAACUCGUCUUGCCCAUCAACAGGAUCGAACUCUAACUCGAACAAUUCCAACGCAAAUGCUAAACUUGGAGCAACAUUCAAUCAUGGAGAGGACAUACCGCCAGCCUCUUCACCAGCAACUUCAAUAUCUUCAGUAAUUAGCGAACAAUCUGAAGCAUUCCGCAAUUCUCCUUACCAUGCACAAUCUCCACUGAGCGCAGUUCUCUUCCAGAGACCAGACUUUCUUUCAAGUGAAGGUGACCGUCCGAUGUCAUAUCCUUCAAUGUCAUCAUUCUCUACAAAUGUUCCGGAUUCUGAGAAUUCCAGCCGAAGCAGCGUGGAUGGAUACAAUUUGAAGGAUACUACUUCAGAAAAGAUAAAACAGUUUCGUGAGAACAAUAAAAGGAAAACAAGUAAUUCUUCAAGUGAAGAAGAGCCUGAAACUGAAGAAGGAGAUCCAAGUAGAAAAUUGAGUUCGAAAAGCGCAGAGGACAAAUUUGUCGGCCGAGGAAUAGACGCACCAAGAGGAAGAAUUGCCAACAUUCGUCGCGAAAGUAGCUGCUCUGUGGACAGCGAAGCUGCGCACGAGCGUUUGACGAAAGCUUCGCAACAAGUUUCAACAGGUUUUGACGACAUUGCUCUAGAUUCCGAACGAUCCCCAGGAACAUCGGCCGAAUUCCGACGCCGAGCUCCAUCCUUCAACACAGUGAUCGGAGAGCCAAUAAGUGUUGUGACGAACGCCUUCAUUCCACAUAGUUGUUCCCCAAGUCCGACUCGUCAACAGGCUGAUCUGAUAAAACAGUGUUAUUCACCAUCUACGCAACAGAUGGUUCGUCCCAACAUCUCAUACAGUCCAAGCCCAAGAGAAAGUCCAGCACAAAGUCCAACAAGACACGCUCACAAGCUUAAGUUUCAGAGAGCAGAAUCUCCUAUAUGUCGUCAACCAAUCAAGCGUAAACUAACUGUUACCACAUUGGCAGAGACUGAUAUCAAGAGGCUGUUUGUGCCAAGAAGCAACACUUCUCCAUUGGUAACUGAUAAAACAUUUCCGUAUCCACAAAAUGUCGGCCAAUUGUUUGAAUCUGCAUCGACCAGCAGUGAAUUUUCAUCCUUUUCGUAAGUUGAAAUAUUUUUGAAAACUGUUAUAUAUCUCUUAAAUCGGCUAAUCGAAUCAAUAUCUCAAUAUUGGAGCGUUCCACACAGUCCAGGACCGCUUCGCGCAAUGACCCCAUUGAGCAGUGUGUCUGUUGGCGAUCAAGAGGAGAACUCGCCAAGUGUCAAGGAUGCCGAAGAGAAAACAACUGAUAAUGACGAAGAGAUGCAGGAUGUGGAGAUGUCUGAUAAUGGAACUGAAGUCGACGAUGACUUGAUUCGUGCUGCAACAGAAGCACCACUUCCAGAUGAUGACGAUCAGAACGACUUUGCAUAUUAGAACUCAUUUGCGUCAUAUUAUUUAAAUGUUAAUGAUACUGGUUUAACUGAUGAUUUAGUUCUAAUUUGGCGUAUCAACAUAUUUUAAUCAUUUCUGUUUUAAUUUGUCAUAGAUUGCACCCAGCUUCCAUUUCCACCACACUUGAUGAUCUCCUUUUAUCAAGCCCCUACACAAAUCAGCUUUUUCUUCUGAUACACGCGUCUCUUUAACACUGAUUUAAGUGAGUCUCAAACAUAGAGUGAAUCUUUUGCUAGAAAACAGGGACUCCAUUUUCAGUCAUUUCAUAUGUAUGCUGAUGUCUCUCCUGUCUCCCGUUCGUUGUCAAUUUUUUUCAAACUUUUUUUUGCCCUGUUAAUUUUCACAUUCGGUUACUAGAACUACUGGUACUUCUGAAUGAUGCUCGUUAAUCACAUUCAAAUAUGCUUACCGAAAUGUAUUCGAAAAGAAUGAUCAUGCACUGAAUUUCAAUAAAUUCAUUUGCCAGC